This is a messenger RNA of Rosa rugosa (rugosa rose), 1370 nucleotides long. Its product is annotated as protein MRG1-like. The transcript has 10 exons. Gene Ontology annotation, cellular component: histone acetyltransferase complex; nucleus. The coding region runs from base 147 to 1124 and encodes 325 amino acids. The record is from RefSeq and is a predicted model, not a curated record. NCBI's taxonomy places the organism in Eukaryota, Viridiplantae, Streptophyta, Magnoliopsida, Rosales, Rosaceae. Gene Ontology annotation, biological process: chromatin organization; regulation of DNA-templated transcription.
AAUUUGGGGAGUCCUCCAACGUCGUCGUUUGGCCAGAGCGCGCAAACGACUUCCCGAACAGUAAAACCCCAAAUGUCCAGUCCAAGUAGUAUAAGAGAGACAAGAAGACAGAACCCAGCAGAAAUACAAAACUCCUCAAACCAAAAAUGGGACACUCCAAGAGGAGUGAUGAUGAUGAUGUCACUACUGACUCCUCUGCCACAGAGUCUGACACUUCUGCCACCAAGACCGAUUCCGGCAUCGAACAUGAAAACGACGACGACGUCUCAUCUCCUUCCUCUGAUUCAUGCCCCUUUGUCGAAGGAGAGAAGGUCCUCGCUUAUCACAACACUCACAUUUACGACGCCAAGGUGAUCAAAACUCAAUUUAAGAACGAAUGGAGGUUUUUUAUUCAUUACCUUGGCUGGAACAAAAAUUGGGAUGAGUGGGUACGCCUCGACCGUUUAUUGAAAUAUACUGAAGAGAAUGUGGAGAAACAGAAGCUCGCCAGAAUGAAAGACGGAACAGACAAGAAUCCAAAGCUAUCACGCACAUCACUGACUAAACUAAAAAGUUAUAAUGGGGCAAGAGGCAAGAAGAGAAAGAAUGACUCUGUCGUUAAGGGUGCGAUACGCUUGGAAGAACUUGUGAUUCGAAUGCCACAUGCUUUAAGGAAACAACUAGUUGAUGAUUGCGAAUCAGUUACUCAUCUGGGCAAGCUUGUUAAACUUCCCCGGACUCCAAAUGUUGAUGACAUACUGAAGAAGUAUCUAGAAUACAGAUCAAACAGCGAUGAUUUGAAAGCUCAUUCAGUUGAAGAAAUUCUGAAAGGACUAUGUUGCUACUUUGACAAAGCAUUGCCAGUUAUGCUUCUUUACAAAAAUGAGCGUCCGCAGUAUGAGAAAGCAAUUGCAGAUAAUGUCUCUCCUUCGUCUGUAUACGGUGCUGAGCACCUAUUACGCCUCUUUGUUAAACUGCCCGAGUUAUUGGUUGAGGCUAACAUUGAAGAGGAGACUUUGAAAGAGCUGCUGCAAAGAUUGGCCGACUUUCUCAAGUUCCUACAUAAGAACCAGAGUGCAUUCUUCCUCUCUUCCUACCAUGUACCAGAAGAUACUGAAAUCAGCACCAACAAACAAGAUGACUAAGCAGGGACAUAUUUGCAACAAUUCGUACAUAAUACUGUAGAACUACAGCUGUUGUGUGAUAUCUUGGCACCGAUUUGAACUUUUUCCGAGCUCCAAAAGCAGGUGACCGUUAAUGUGCUUGUAUUCGCCGUAUAAUGUAUUGCAAUUGACUGCGCAGGUAACAUGUUUUUUCAACAUAUACCGUGUGCCUUGUAAAACUUCUCUAGUAAAAUAUGACCGACGGUGGAGGUUGCACCUUUUGUUCUA